AUGGCCACUUUUGCUUUUUGGCUGAGGGUCAAGUCACGUUGGGGUUUGCUAUUUGCAAGUGGGAUUCAGUGCCAAAGCUCAGUGGUGUGCGUCAAACGGCGCGCGUGGGUGUGUGCGUGCGCGGGUGUGUGCGUGCGCGCGCGUGUGUUGCUUUUCGAGCGCGAGCCGCGCCGUUGUAGCGCAAAAGCUGAGGGAAAGUCGCUGUUCCGUUCCUUUGCCUUCCUCACUUCGUCGCCUCUGGCUGUGGGCGGCGGUGGCUCCCGGAGGACACCCCCGAGCCCGGGCUAUGACCUGCCUCCCGACCUACUUGAGUGGCGGCGGCAGCAGCAGCAGUCCUUACGGCGCCCUUCGCGCCUUGCUCAAAUCUUCGCGGCGGCACCAUCCGCCCCCACCGCAGCGGCACCUCACCUUAACGCCCAGCUCCGUCUGCCUGGCCGAGUCGGUGGUACCCUCCGACGGGCUGCCUCCGCCUUCUUCGGCGCUGGCGGGGCGCGGGUCUUCGCUGCCCCCUUCUCUCCCUUCUUCCUCACAGCGGUGCCUCAGCUCGGACGUUUCCUCAGAGCUCCCUUCAAGGGUCGACGGCGGGUUCCGCCCCGCCCGGGUAGUGGUGGUGGCCAAGACGACCCGUUACGAGUUCGAGCAGCAGCGGUACCGGUACGCGGGGCUCUCGGAGGAGGACCUCAAGCAGCUGCUGCUAUUUACUGCUCAUGUCUAUGGAUGAAAUUUUCAGACGGUCUGUCAUCAAAGGAGCUGGUACAACUGCAUGACGCUCAGCUGAAAUCAUUGUGGAAGUCCCAAAAGUUGCUCAAAGAGCAAAUCCAAGGCCUUAAAAAGAAGGAUCGACUGCAUGCUGAGAUCAACAUCGUUGAAGGCAUCAUGCGCUCCGUAAAGGAAAUCCUCAAGGAGAGUGACAUCCCAGGAGAGAACAAAGAUGCUAUUAUAGGCCACAUAUCUUUCAAGCGGAGCCUGCCUGAAACAGAUCCUGGUCUAUCAUACUGCAGAAAAUGAAAGCCACUAGGUCUCCUAAUGUGGCUCAAUGAGUGAAAAGACCUCCUAGAUCCUGCAGCUCAUGAACAAUGUAUUUAUAUAAAACCAGAGAAAGAGCCCAUACUGUGGACCACCUGAAUGAAGCUCACAGACCACAGUUUGGGAACUUCUGCUCUAUCUUAUAUUCUGAAUACAUUCCCACCAAAAGUGGGCAAAGGUACCUGUUCUCCCAUCACAUCUCGGAUAUAAAUCAGGAACACUGGAGUACACACAUACAGUUCUCUAGAUUUUUCUCCAUCAAUGUUAAGUCUUAUUAAACUUUUCUCUCAAACACACAUUGACCAAA
Messenger RNA from Rhineura floridana, 1333 nucleotides. RefSeq lists its product as uncharacterized. The coding region runs from base 1 to 1008 and encodes 335 amino acids. The transcript has 7 exons. The record is from RefSeq and is a predicted model, not a curated record. NCBI's taxonomy places the organism in Eukaryota, Metazoa, Chordata, Lepidosauria, Squamata, Rhineuridae.